AAGCACAAGCUCGUACCCUUCCGUCGCCAGCUUUGCUUCGCCUCGCUUGCUCGCCGCCUCCAUUUUUUUUUUCCGAUGGUCCGCGCGUACACGCAGGAGCACGUGUACCGGCACCCGUGGGAUCGGGUAACCGCGGCGGCGUGGCGCAAGUUCACCGACCCGGAUACCCCGGCCGUGCUGUCCCACAUCGUCGACGUCCAAACCCUCUCCCGCCGCCUCGAACCCGCCGCCGGCCGCCUCCAUAUCACCCGCUCCAUCACCGUCCGCUCCCCGCCCCUCCCCUUCCUCCUCCGUCGCGCCCUCAGCGGCCAGGACGCCGUCAUCUGCCACUGCGUUGAGUCCUCCGUCGUGGACGCGCGCGCCCGCUCCAUGGACAUCGUCGCCCGCAACGCCACCCUCCGCGGCCUCAUCGAGGUAGAGGAGCGCUCCUCCUACCGCCCGCACCCGGACCGCCCCGACGGAUGGACGCUCUUCCGCCAGGAGACCAGCGUCCGCUGCCGCCCGCUCGCCGCCCUCGCCGCCAUCGCCGAGAAGGUCGAGCAGCGCUGCGCCGAGCGAUUCCAGCAGAACAGCGCCAAGGGGAGGGAGGUCGUCGAGCGGAUCUGCAAAUACCUCGAGGCCGAGUCGUCGGCCGCCGCUUCUUGCUGAUGCCGACCUUUACCUGAUUGCGAUCCCCGAGAUGUUAUUCAUUCCCAAGCCAUGCCCUUGAUUACUUCCAUCCAUAUGGCAGAUGUUCUGUCUUUUCAUGCUAAAAGGUCUCGGGGCACCACUUUAUCCAGAGGUACACCACUACAUCUCUCUGCAAGCUGCAUUCCUGAAGCCUCCAACUCUUCAGGGCAUGCUCUUUCAAUGUUCUUAUUUGCUGGAAAUAUCUUCUCAAGAAAAAGCUCCCAACUUCAUCAUUUAGAAAUUGUAUUUUGUAUGGCUGAGAGAGGGUGGUGGUGGUGAGAUAGGAUUGUAGGGUCAUUGGAUUUCGUAACAUCUGUAGAACGUGGAGUAAAGAACACUACUUCCAUUCAUUACAUCUGGAAACACUGCUUUUAUUUGCUCCCAUUCUUCAGUCCUCCAGAUGUUGUUCAUGACUAUUAUCUUCUUGUUCUCAAGAACUUAUAUAGCUUCUCUUUAAAUCUUCCUUUUCCAUCCUUUCCAGAUUAUCUUUGCAAAACCCAUGACUUUGCCCAUAAUCUUCUUCAGAAUUUGAGUCACUCUAGAUACAGAUAUGCGAGAACAGGUAUCAAAAUGUCUUUUGAUAUAUUCUUUGUUAUAAACCUUCUUGGCAAAGGCCACCAUUCCAACUAUGGAAACUACAAAAUGCCAUUUUUGUGUUGGAUCAAGUAAUUAAAAAAAUAAUUUCUUAUUUAGGUUAAAGCCUGAACAAUUGUGUCAUCAUCUAGAUUAGGAGAUACCUCCUUCCUUGCAAACUCUAAUCAGCAAAAGUACUUGCUUCAGAUCCACCUUUAUCAAUGUAUUAGUAAGACUGUAUUUCUAUUUUCAGAGAUCUCAUGAUUCUUGAUCUUCAACUCUUCAAUUUCCAUGCCAACCAUAUGGCAUGAGAUUAGUUCAUGAAUGAUUAGAGCAUACCUUACAAUAUGGUCUACGGAGCCUCUUUUUUGCCGUCGCAUUGCAAUCUUGAGCAUGAACGAAGACAAUGAUGAUGUCCUCUGCUUGAUACGCAACAUCACCCUUCCUCUGUUUGGAGUCUGCGUCGUUUAAGAAGUAUUCCACUCGCCCUAGCUCUCUCUCUUGCGACUUGACUGCAAACUGCAUGCUAGAAAAUGGUUUCUUGACAUAGAAUUCUGCUAGUUUGAGUACUACCAAAACAGCCUGCUGGGUCAUAUCUUCUUCCUUGUCCUGCCUUGAGAUGAUUUUUUCGGUUUUUCUUAUAAGAUUAUCCAGAAGCUAUACAAAGAAGAAAUUUUGCUAAUUAUUAUGCAUAUCAUAUGUCUAAACAAAUUUGUUCAGCCUCAAGAUAAUAUUGACUCGUAAACUAGGAUGCCUGACCUCACUUUUGCAUAGUCAAAUACCCCACUUUAAUUUGUUGAACUACUGAUUAUUAUUUAUAAUCUAUCAAAUCAAUCAUUAUUGAUUUUCUUCUUAAUGACAAUGACAAUUGUGGUGGUUUAAGUUUUUAACACAACAGUAGUAAAAUUCACAGCCAGUUAUAAAAUGUUAUUAUUCAAAAACUUGUUUGAUCACAUUUAUUUAUUAUUUUUCU
Phoenix dactylifera (date palm) is the source of this 2215-nucleotide messenger RNA. RefSeq names its product MSF1-like family protein. Gene Ontology annotation, cellular component: mitochondrial intermembrane space. Lineage: Eukaryota; Viridiplantae; Streptophyta; Magnoliopsida; Arecales; Arecaceae. The record is from RefSeq and is a predicted model, not a curated record.